AUGACUACUACUGCUACGCCUAUAAAUGGUAGGUCUAUCAGUAACAUUAAUCUGGACAGCUCUGGUACCCCCAUGGUCUUAGAUUCGCAGUCCAUGACCCCAUCCAAUAAAAUUAAUGACGACUAUGCUGAGACUAAGGCUCGGCCUGAGGUGCGCCAGGAAGUUCCCAAAAAGCCACUGUCGGAGUACUUUCUUGUGAUGUCUCUGUGUCUCAUGGUUGCGUUUGGUGGUUUUGUUUUCGGCUGGGAUACCGGUACGAUCUCGGGUUUUGUCAACAUGUCCGACUUUAAACGUCGUUUUGGUCAACUGAACACAACUACAAACGAGUACUAUCUAUCAGAUGUCAGAACAGGUCUAAUCGUAGCUAUCUUCAAUAUCGGCUGCGCUGUGGGCGGUUUAACUUUAGGUCGUCUCGGUGAUAUCAAGGGUCGCCGUCUGGGUCUCAUGAGCGUAGUUGGGGUCUACGUCGUCGGUAUUAUUAUACAAAUCACAUCGGUAGGCAAGUGGUACCAAUACUUUAUCGGUAGAAUUGUUUCCGGGCUGGGAGUUGGUGGAAUCGCCGUUUUGUCUCCAACUUUGAUUUCCGAAACUGCCCCAAAACACUUGAGAGGCACUUGCGUCUCCUUUUAUCAGUUGAUGAUUACCUUAGGUAUCUUCUUGGGCUAUUGUACCAACUAUGGAACAAAAAGUUACUCUAAUUCCACUCAGUGGAGAGUCCCGCUGGGACUGUGCUUCAUGUGGGCCAUAUUCAUGGUUGCUGGUAUGUUGUUCGUUCCCGAGUCUCCACGAUAUUUGAUAGAAGUAGGCGACCUCGAGCAAGCAAAGCGCUCUAUUGCUAGAUCAAACAAGCUUUCUGUCGAGGAUCCUGGUGUUAUCUCAGAGGUCAAUGUUAUCCACGCAAGCGUCGAGGCCGAGAAACUUGCCGGUACAGCUCGCUGGAGUGAACUAUUUUCUCCUUCUGGCAAAAUUCUACAGCGUGUCAUUAUGGGUGCGGUUAUUCAAUCUUUGCAACAAUUGACAGGUAACAACUACUUCUUUUAUUACGGAACUACCAUAUUUCAAGCCGUUGGUUUGGAUGAUUCUUUCCAAACAUCAAUUAUUCUCGGUGUUGUCAACUUUGCAUCGACUUUCGUUGGUCUUUACACGGUUGAAAAGUACGGCCGUCGUAGAUGUUUACUGUGGGGUUCUGCCGCCAUGGCUGUAUGCUUCGUGGUCUUUGCCUCAGUCGGUGUCACAAGGUUACACCCCAAUGGCCAGGAUGCUCCAUCCUCCACGUCGGCUGGCAAUGCCAUGAUCUGCUUUACCUGCUUUUUCAUUUUCUUCUUCGCUACAACCUGGGCUCCAAUUGCAUACGUGAUUGUGGCAGAAACGUAUCCAUUGCGUGUGAGAAACCGUGCCAUGGCCAUUGCUGUCGGCUCAAAUUGGAUCUGGGGUUUUAUCAUCGGUUUCUGCACGCCAUUCAUCACCUCUGCUAUCAACUUUUACUACGGCUACGUCUUUAUGGGAUGUUUGGUGUUCUCAUUCGUCUACGUUUUCUUCUUUGUAUGUGAGACCAAGGGUUUGACCUUGGAGGAGGUAAACGAAAUGUAUUUGGAAGGUGUCCUGCCUUGGAAGUCUGGCAAUUGGGUUCCGGUUGCCAACAGAGACGAGUUUCAUGGACUAAAAGAAUUCGAUUCUGAUGUUUAA
Messenger RNA from Lachancea dasiensis, 1686 nucleotides. The record is from the annotation of a GenBank genome assembly. NCBI's taxonomy places the organism in Eukaryota, Fungi, Ascomycota, Saccharomycetes, Saccharomycetales, Saccharomycetaceae.